Messenger RNA from Poecilia latipinna (sailfin molly), 1186 nucleotides. Its product is annotated as ras-related protein Rab-6B-like. Gene Ontology annotation, molecular function: GTP binding; GTPase activity. NCBI's taxonomy places the organism in Eukaryota, Metazoa, Chordata, Actinopteri, Cyprinodontiformes, Poeciliidae. The transcript has 6 exons. The coding region runs from base 380 to 886 and encodes 168 amino acids. The record is from RefSeq and is a predicted model, not a curated record.
GAUGUUCAUUCUGGAACCUGCAUGUAGAAACAUUGCACUUUUAGGGUCUCAGUACGCCAAUGUCAUUGAAUGUCCUAUAGCUUCCGCUGUGUUUUGACUAAUCUUUGAUUUGAUUUGCUUAAUCGCUGCUCUCUUUAUGCUCUAACAUGAUUAUCUGAAGGUUUUUUCUCCUAGUAAGAGCUUUGGAACAUUUUUUUUUCCCUUGCAAUAAGCUGUAGUCAUGGAUCAUCUUCUUUAACUUGUGCAAAUGCUAUUUCUGUCGCGGGAUAUUAUCCCCUUCCAGCCUGCAUGAGCUGAUAUGGGCUUAUCCCGCAGAAAAAAAAAAAAAAAAAAAAAAAAACCUUUACUUGUGUUUAGCUUGUGUGAAGUUUAACAGUUUAUGUACAAACAGCUCUUGAGAGUGUGCAUGUGUGUCUGUGUGUGUGUGUGUGUUCAAAUUCAGGUAAGGCUGCAGCUGUGGGACACAGCUGGACAGGAGCGUUUCAGGAGCCUCAUUCCCAGCUACAUUCGGGACUCUACAGUGGCGGUGGUCGUCUAUGACAUUACAAAUGUAAAUUCGUUCCAGCAGACCUGCAAAUGGAUUGACGACGUCAGGACGGAGAGAGGAAGUGAUGUAAUCAUCAUGCUCGUGGGCAACAAGACAGAUCUGGAGGAGAAGAGGCAAAUCACGAUCGAGGAAGGAGAGCAGAGAGCCAAGGAGUUGAACGUCAUGUUUAUCGAGACCAGUGCCAAGACAGGCUCCAAUGUCAAACAGCUGUUCCGUCGAGUCGCGGCCGCCCUACCUGGGAUGGAAAGUCUGGACGAUGCAAACCCCGAAGGCAUGAUUGACAUCAAGCUGGACAAACCAGCAGAGCCCAUUGUCCCAGAGGGCGGCUGUUCGUGUUAAUGCAGAGCUGUUUCUGGAUGGCUGCCCUCACAUCAUAGGCUUUUGUUGUGUUGCUUUAUACUGGCUAGCUUCCAGUUGACUUCUCUAAUUGGAUAUAGGAGCCAGACCUUGUAUCUGAUUGGACAAAUCAAAUGUUAUCUUUCAGUCUUGUUCAGUUGUAAGAUAUUGUAUACUUUGUCAAUAUGUAAGACUGGAGGAAGAGGGUAAAGAAAAAAAAAGAAAUAAAUAAACAUGUUGCGUUGAAGAGGAACAACUAAAGAAGAAACAGUGUGAGAAAGAAAAAAACCCCCGAGAAAAACG